UCCGUAGCCAAUCACAUACCUUUAAUAGUGUGCCACGAAGGCCCCCCGAACGGACAUAAACUCCCAAACAGUUCUGGUAGCUACACCGUGACUGUUUUCUUUUCACCCGUCAUAUUUUUUCUCCAUGAGUUCCCUCGCUUCACUGAGCCAAACCCUCGACGUGUCGAGCACCGGUUUGUUCGUUCAAAUAUACUCUCAGCGCCCGUUGAAGCUUUGAGGCCUACUUCAGCCUAGUCUAGAUUAGCCUAGAGGCUAACCAGAAGAAUGCGUCGUGUGUGGAAACAGGACGCGAGAACAACACCGGCGGCAGAAAAGUUCCCUGAAGAACUUUGGGGCGCAAACGUUGUUCUUCACAGACUAGAAGAUGGCAGUCAAUUGCAUCGUCCUGAACUCAAGGACUCUGCUCGCAUGGAAAAAGAGGAGGAGGAAGAGUUGCCAUGCAUUAAGAAGGUAGAGGAAGAAUGUGUCCACAUUAAAGAGGAGCGGGAGGAGUAUUUCAUUAGAGUUGAGAACCCCCGCAUUGAGGAGCAGCAGCAACCUCAUCCCCUCAAAACAGAGGAGGAGGAUCCUCCGUAUGUUAAAGAGGAGAUGAUGGGCAUUCCCAAAUGGACUGGUGAGCCUUUGAAGGGUGAAGAUGGAGGUCUGAGUAAGACCAGCAGAGGGGCGGAGCCUCAGAGUGGUGGCAGCAGCAGUUCAACAGCAGGAUCCAAAGCAGACAACUUCAUCACUCGACCGUCAGAUAGCGACGAUGUCACAUCACUGUUCUGUUUUAGGAGAUAUCUUGCUGAAUGGCAGGAGCCAGAAUCUCCUGGCUGUAAAGAGAAUGUUGAGCUCCCCCAAAUCAAAGAGGAGGAGGAGCCAGAGCCCUGUCAACAGAAGCAACUUCCAAUCAAAAAGGAGGAGGAGGAGGAGCUGCUAUAUGGUAAAGAGGAGGAAAAGGAGGAGAAUAUCACCAGGUGGACUGGUGAGCACUUGAAGAGUGAAGAUGGUCCAAGUAACGCCGGCAGAGGGGCGGAGCCUCCAAGCGAGGGGAGUCGCAGUAGCUCAACAGAAGAAUUGCAAGCAGACAUUUUCAUCGCUCCAUCAAACAGAAAUGGCACCACGUCACACUCACUUUACAAUGAUGAUGGUCAUAAGAAAUCUUACAGUGACAACAAACUCUAUAAAUGCUGUCAGUGUGGAAAAACCUUUGCUACCAAGCAAUCAUGUUGUGUGCAUAUGAGGAGUCACACUGGUGAAAAACCUUUUUCCUGCGCAGUUUGUGGUCAAACAUUCAGUCACAAGAUCACCUUAAAACGACACACAAGAACCCACACAGGCGAAAAACCUUAUUCCUGCUCAGUUUGUGAUCAAAGAUUCAGUAAUAAUAGCAACUUAAAACAACAUACAAGAACCCACACUGGCGAAAAACCUUUUCCCUGCUCAGUUUGUGGUCAAAGAUUCGCUCAAAAGCAAUACUUGGAAGUACACAUAAGAACCCACACUGGUGAUAAACCUUUUUCCUGCUCAUUUUGUGGUCAAAGAUUCAGUCAAAAGAGCUCCUUAAAAAACCACACAAGAACACACACUGGCGAAAAACCUUUUUCCUGCUCAGUUUGUGGUCAAAGAUUCGCUCAAAAGCAAUAUUUAAAAAGUCACGAAAGAACUCACACUGGCGAGAAACCUUUUUCCUGUUCAAUUUGUGAUCAAGGAUUCUCUCAAAAGCAAAACUUGAAAAUACACAUGAGAACCCACACUGGUGAUAAACCUUUUUCCUGCUCAGUUUGUGAUCAAAGAUUCAGUAACAAUAGCAACUUAAAACAACAUACAAGAACACACACUGGCAAAAAACCUUUUUCCUGCUCAGUUUGUGGUCAAAGAUUCGCUCAAAAGCAAUACUUGAAAGUACACAAAAGAACUCACACUGGCGAAAAACCUUUUUCCUGCUCAGUUUGUGGUCAAAGAUUCGCUCGGAAGGAUCAGAUGAAGAGACAUGUGUGUGUUGAUGUGAAAAGUAGUGGCCAAUGACUGUUUUGCCUGUCAUCCAUGCUGGCUUCAUCAGAUUUUGCACGCAGGUGAGGUUAGGGUUGGGGGUUAUGUUCAUAUUCGUGGUACACUUUUUUUUUGCGAUUGCAUUUUAGUUUGGACUUUGCCAUUUUGUGUUUUACCUUCUCUGGCCCUUAACGUCUUUCCCUUGGUUCUCUCGCCGACUGGCAUUAUUUCUAUCAUAAUCUCCUAUUUUAACUACACUUUUCACAUUUAAUAUUUGAAACUGCAGACCCCCAAAAUUUAAAAUAAUUUAUAAAAAUUGUCUUUAAAUAAAUAUGGAAGUUUAGAAUACAUUGUUCACUAUUGGAAAAAAAAACAAACAAAAAAAACUGGCUCACAAAUGAGUUUUUUGUGUGGGGGAUAAUGUAAAUAUGUUAGAGCUGAAACGAAUACUCGAGCAACUCGAGUUUAAAAACUGAGCCGAGUAAUUUUAUUCACCUCGAGGAAUCGUUUAAUUUUGCCAGCUCAAAGCAUCACGUUUUGCCCGGACUACUUUUAAUGCGGGACAACGCGCUGACGUCACGUGCGUACAGGAAGACGCAAUAAUUAAAAAAAAAAAAAACUUACCGCAGCCGACAGGCCCUACAGCCGCUACAAACUACGCCGACGUUGCUAAAAACUACGCCCACAUGAUGCUAGUGUGGUAGCAGAUAGUGUCCGAUGCGUCUCAUAGAUAACGCAUGCAUUUAGGAAUAGAUGCGAUAUGACGGACUCGGCCGCAUCUGGGCAGCGUUGGUAAACAGCCGCCAUCUUUAAGCAGUAGACUUCUCUUCGCUAGUAAAUAUAACGUUACUGUCACACGAUCACGUAACGUUAGCUACUCGGAGGGCUAGGUUUUUAUUGAUUAUGACCACUGUCGAUGCGUGGCUAACGUGUCUUACAUACAGGCUUUAUUUAAUCAGUAAAAACACAGCGCUGUAGAGUGAUGAGGGUGUAAAAUUAAAACAUAAUAAAGAUCACUGUCAGUUUUAGCUCAGUAGUCACCAAGUAGCACUGGUCCCUAAUGUGCUCCAAUACAGCAGGUAUCAUACAUUUAUUUUGAUCACUGCAAAAACUCAAAAUCCUAUCAGUACUUACAGUUUAGACUAACUCAAAACUUAAAUAGAACUUAAAACUAGCUUGACACAAAUGGAAAUUAAAUUGAAAUAAGUGGGGAAAAACACGUAGCUUUCAAGUGAUGUGCGUUAUCAAGCGUAAUUAGUACGUAAUUGGUACGAAUUUUUUAUUUUUUAUAUAAGAUCUAGAAGUUUUUUGAGUGAAAGCAGUGAAUUUUUUUGGGGGCAAUUGUUGGCUGGUCUCAACAAUGUACAUCGAAAAUAAAGACAUUGAUUGACUGAAAAUGGUCCAAUAUUGGAUUGAAUGUCUUUUUUCUCAUGUAUAUGUAUAAUUGCUCUUUACCUAAAAAUUUUUUUAUCCGAUUACUCGAUUAAUCGAUAGAAUUUUCAGGUGAUUACUCGAUUACUAAAAUAUUCGAUAGCUGCAGCCCUAACAUAUAUAUAUAUAUAUAUAUAUAUAUAUAUAUAUAUAUUAAACAAUCACUAUUAUUACUCAUGAUUUACAGAGUAUGAGGGCCAAAUAAAGAAAAAUGAAAAAGAAUAAAGGACUGACAGUAAAGUCAUGUUCUUACUACAAAAUUUUUUUUUUUUUCUUGUAGCAAGUCAAGUUUUGGUAUAUCAUUUUUGUUAAAAAUAAAGAAAUAAAGCACACAGAAUCAUUUCUGUAUUCAACUUUGCAAAUUAUCUAUGUUUUGUGUUGAAAAUGUUUUUGUUUGUUAAUAACAUGUUCACCACCUGAUACCUACAGGGGUCGCAUUGAAUAAUGCGCUAUUGGAAUGGAAAAGUUCACUGUUGCCAUGGUUUGUUUGUAAUAAAUUCUACACAAACUUCCUCGUCUGUGUUGAAUCCACAUUAUACGGCUUGCCGUUUCAUUACAAAGUGGCCUUAUUUACUCUCCCUUUCAAACUAGUUUUCACUUUUAAUAUUUGAAACAGCAGACCCCAAAUUCCAAAAAUUAAAAAUCAUUCAAAGUACUGUAAUGAAAUUAAUAUGGAAAAUUAGAAUAUAUUGUUCAAUAUUGCAAAAAUACUAAUUAUAAAAAAAUCAAUUCUGGCUCACUACUGAGUUUUUUUGUGGGGGGGUUAACGUUACCAUGGCGCAAAAAUGAAUUUUUACUGUGCAAAAACUGACAUUUUCUAAAAUUCAAUUGGAGGUCGAAAAUGAACAUGAUUAUGAUGAUGGUUCUAUAAUUGUGCCCAGUGGGGAAAAGUUAGCUGCAGAUCUAGACUGAGGAGUCCCGAAAGGAAAUCCAUCAUUGGUGUCUUCAAAUAGGUAGGUUAUAUUUUGUAGCCAUAAUAAUAAUACUUGGUGUUGCUGUUGAUCUUCCGGCGUGAAGAGCUGUUGGUUAUUUAUUUUAGUGUUGUGAAGAGGGGGUGUUAAACCGAGGCGUAUUGGAGCUUUUAGUUUUCAAAUGUGUUCGUGUGUCAUUGCGCCGUCUAGCUGCGGGGAUUUGCAUAAUCAUACACGGUGACUUUUAUUUCCAAUACCAGAACUCCAGGUGAAAUCGAACGCUGUCUUUAUAGUAGCUUAGUAGUAUCACGUAAACUAUUCGGCAUGCGUUUGUACUGCCAUCGCGCACGCCUUGUAUGGAGAAAACGCGCGAUCAUGACAAAUUUGGACCGAAACGGCUGUUUUUGGAUGGAAAAAACUAAAACGGAUCCUCAGCACCCACUGCUGUGACUUCCAGCGUCCCUGUACCAGCCCCCGCCGAUGAAAAUCUCUUGUCUCUGCUUCAAAGUGCUUGUACCUCAGCACUUGUUUAUUUUUAGUCAUAAUUAAUACCUUUUUAUUCAGUCCACUACAUUUAAAUGUACUUUUUAUAUUUUAUCCUAAUAUUCUGUGGUGGGUAGAGUAGCCAAAGUUUUUAAUCAAGUAAGACGAGCGUUUCUUCUAAAUAAUAUUACUUUAAGGAAAAAAAAAAUGUACUCGUUGAAAAGAAGACUCAAGUAAUGAGUAACAUUGUGAGUAACUGCUUACCAUGUCAAUUUGUUUUUGUUUUUUUAAAUAAUGGUAUUGAUAUUUUUUUUUUAAUGGUAUUUCUUAAA
Molecule: messenger RNA, 5128 nt
Organism: Corythoichthys intestinalis (scribbled pipefish)
Lineage: Eukaryota; Metazoa; Chordata; Actinopteri; Syngnathiformes; Syngnathidae
Product: oocyte zinc finger protein XlCOF22-like
Exons: 3
Coding region: 265-2007 (580 amino acids)
Biological process (GO): embryo development; urogenital system development; regulation of transcription by RNA polymerase II
Cellular component (GO): nucleus
Molecular function (GO): DNA-binding transcription factor activity, RNA polymerase II-specific; RNA polymerase II transcription regulatory region sequence-specific DNA binding
Source: RefSeq, a predicted model, not a curated record